This is a messenger RNA of Ceratitis capitata (Mediterranean fruit fly), 3212 nucleotides long. RefSeq names its product myb-like protein AA (gene Ccdc85). The coding region runs from base 536 to 2938 and encodes 800 amino acids. NCBI's taxonomy places the organism in Eukaryota, Metazoa, Arthropoda, Insecta, Diptera, Tephritidae. The transcript is spliced from 5 exons. The record is from RefSeq and is a predicted model, not a curated record.
AAAGAGAGAGGGAGAGAAAAAGAAAUCUCCAAGUCUUUGCUGUUGUUUGUGUGCGCUUUUUGUAACGCAGAUACAUAUGAAUUUUUGUAGAUACAUUUACUACUUAUUCGCUGCACUUGCGUUUAGGUUGGUAAAAGAUGUCAAAUAUCUGGCAAUAAAAAAAUUUUGUUUGACAUCACAGCGAGUGAGUGUAGGCUCAAUUUGAGUUGUGUGAAGAAAUUGAAAAAAAAAAAAUUAUAUAGAAACUUAUUUUCCCAGUCAAGCUGUACAAAAGUGUGAAGCUCAAUUGUAGAAAGAAUGAAAGGAAAAAUUAAUGCAAAAAUCAUAUAAAAUUAUAUGAAAAAAUUUACCAAUUCCGAAUACUGUUUGUGAAGUGCAAGAGAAGCCCACUAACUGUUUUUGCAUAUUUAUCCAUUACUAAAAUACAAAGUAUAACUGUACUUGAAAAUGCCUAAAGGCGGGGAGGACCGCCGGUAGACUUUUGGGUCAAAUAAACCCAAAAAUAAACGUUAACAGACGGCAAAUGCCUUAAGCAAUGACUAAGACGUCUAAUAAAAUGUCUGGUAUUACUAACAACAACAACAACAACAACAACAAUACCAACAUCAAUAACAAUAACAAUAAUAAUAAUAAUAACAUAAACAAACUGAGCGACAAGUUUUUAAGUGCCAACCCAACAAAAACGAACGAAGCGUCGUCUAAUACCUUGCCAGCAACUGGUGUCAAUACCACCAUAAUCAACAACAACAAUAACAGCAAAAGCAGCAGCAAUAGCAACACCAACGCCAUCGCCAUCGCCACCUCCCUUAAUAACCCGAAAUCGAAUAACAACAACGACUGUGACAAAAUAACACAACAGCAAUUUUCUGCCACGAUUUCAAGUAAAUUACAAGCCCCACAAACACGUCGCUCGCUCCCAGCUCCCAGUAGUGUACCAGCAUUGGCGCAACACACACACCGCACACAGCACACACAGCAACGUGAGCACAGCGUAACGACAACCACAUCGUCAUCGGCAUUGCCCUCAGCCAACGCAAUUACAAAAUACUCAAACGGCGCCACAUUGCCUUCACACCAACUCCAAACCAUCGCCACCGUACAUCAUCAUCACACGCAACAGCACACGGCGGAGCCAACAGCGGGUGCUUCGACGCCUGGCGGCACUGGUAUUUCGGCAGACGCUCAGCAAUCACACACACAGCCACACCCACACUCGCACGCGCACGUACAUCCGACAUCCUCGCAUACUCUAAAGGAUCAGCGUCACCAUAAUCACAACCUCCAGCAGCAUCUGCAUCACCUCAACCAGCAACAACAAACGACUUCAAAGCAGCAUUUGAGUGGCGGCGAGAGCGAGGUUAUUUCGUCGGCAACUGCUUCGGCUGCUCUCAACUCGGCCGCCUUGCAGCAGCAACGCAACGCUUACAAUCUACAGGCGUUGAAAGCUGCCAAUCAUUUAAAGGCGCCAGCACAUUCCAUACCACCACGGUACCAACCACCACCCCAGCCGAGCAAUAAUCAGGCUGGCAUAUUGAAGCAUAUAAAUACAUUGCGUAGCGGCGCUGGUGAAAGUGCUGAGUCGACAUUAGGCCAACGUCAGUUGACGGCCACGAGUGGUAUUGGUGGUGGUAAGCAUCACACGUCAAACAACUUUGAUACAACGCACUUCAAUCUUAAAUAUCCGCCGGAUAUACCGCAGUUGUCCCCGGUCUAUAUACCCGAUUCGCUCAAGCUUUCCGGUGGUGGUGGACGCUAUUUGCCAUCUCAUCAAGCGACGCUCGGUCAGAGGCAAUCAUCUGGUAGACUGGGCGGUGGUCUUACCCACAACACGCAAUAUUUCUAUAAUCCACAACAACAACAGCAGUAUCGACAACAACAACAACAACAACAGCAGCAGCAACAACAACAAGUGGAACAACAACAUCAGCAAGAUAUGCUUAAGUUCGUGCGGAAAAGUGAUCAAGAUCAUCCCUCACCGAACGCUUCGAUCACUUCGAGCGCGGCGACUGUGGCGACGGGCACGCGGCUCACGGCUGAACAAAAUCGACAGUUACAGGGCCUUAUCAAUGAGCUACGAGUCUUGAAAGAACAGAAUCAACGCUUGCUCGAUGAUAAUCAGGAACUCCGCGACUUAUGUUGCUUUCUCGACGACGACCGACAGAAGGGCAGAAAGCUCGCACGGGAAUGGCAACGUUUCGGCAGAUACACAGCCAGUGUGAUGCGACAAGAGGUGGCCGCUUAUCAGCACAAGCUACGUCAACUCGAUGACAAACAGCAAGAGCUAAUAACCGACAAUCUGGAACUGAAGGAAUUGUGCCUCUAUUUGGACGAAGAGCGCACACACAUAGCGGCGAAUGCACUUUGUGCCAAUUGCGGCACUUCCGUACGUAAUCCCUUGCGCGACGAUGGUGAUGGCAGUAGUUCGAGCACAAACGCAGAAGAAACACUAUCGGCGUUAAGGAAUUACGAACGACAAAUGCCGGACUCUACGCUACGCACCACGCUCAGCGAUCAGACCGUCCAAUACGUGCGCUCGUUGGAACGACGCAUACGGCAAUUGGAGGAGGAACGUGUCGGUGCGACCACACCGACUGCCAACAUACUUGCCGCGCAGCUCAAUCAACCUCAAGCACAAACAGCGCAAACCCAACAACAACUCCAACAACAACAACAACAACAACAGCAGCAGCAACAGCAACAGCAACAAUCUACACAAAAUGCACUUAUCGAUCCGAUAUCAAGUCGACCCGAAGCGGUGGUGCGUGCACUGCAAGUGCUGGAGGUACGCGAACAGCUGGAGCGAGAUCGUCUCAGUGGUCUCAUUGAGAAUUCCCGAGAUCAAAUGGAUGACGGUGAAAAGGCGUUGGUACGAGAAAUGUGUAAUGUGGUGUGGCGAAAGUUGGAAAGUAAUGUUCCGAAUGCUCCGGGUAGUAUGUAAGACGGGCACUUAUGUUUAGGUGAAGAAGAAGAAGAAGAAGAAGAAUAAACUUUGCCAAUUUGAAUCAUUAAAUGAAUCACUAAUUUACACGUACACCUGCAAACAUUCACACACCCAUACAUACUUACAUAAGCAUUUAAUUUUAUUUAUGGUAGAGUAGUUCGAUAACCCCUUCUACAUCACAAAGCUAUCUAGCGUAUUUAUGUACUCGUAGUAUGUACCCAAAUGAGAAUAUGUUAUUAACAAAACAAUAAAAAAUGUUUUAAAUCCAAAA